Molecule: messenger RNA, 1486 nt
Organism: Scleropages formosus (Asian bonytongue)
Lineage: Eukaryota; Metazoa; Chordata; Actinopteri; Osteoglossiformes; Osteoglossidae
Product: proteolipid protein 2-like
Exons: 6
Coding region: 288-725 (145 amino acids)
Cellular component (GO): membrane
Source: RefSeq, a predicted model, not a curated record
GCGGAGCUCAAGUUGCACUGGUUACACCAAGUAGUGUCAACACCCUUUAAAAUGAGCUAAAACCGUGCCUUCUGUAAGUUGCAGCGAAGGGAAAGACAACGUCUGGAGGAAACAUCAACACUUGUGGUUGAAACUGCAAUUUUGCUGGUUGGCCUGACUUCUUUUUUUUUUUUUUUUUUAACCAUUUUCUCCAUUUUCAUGUCUCCUGAAAUAUCGCACUUCUUUCUUUUCAGUUAAAAAGAAAAAAAAAAAAAAAAAGCAUAGCAAAUUUGAAAUUGAAAGAGAACAUGGCAGAUACCAGAGACACCGGUCUGGCUACAACCUGCUUGGAGAGGUGUAAGAAUUAUGUGAAGACCAGAAAGGGAACUAUUCUGGCUGCUGAAAUUUUGAUAAGCCUGGUGAUCCUUAUCUGCUACGCGGCAUCACUUUAUGGCGGCUAUUCAGCGGUGGCCAUCUGUGAGAUGGUGCUGGCCAUCUUUAUCUUCGUCAUCUUCAUGAUGGAAAUGGACAAGCAGUUCCAAGCUGUCAACUGGCCGUGGGCAGACUUCUUCCGGGCAGCGAUUGGUGCAGCGCUCUACCUCAUCACCUCCAUCAUCUGCGUAGCAGGUGGUGCUGGGGACGGUGCCCGGAUUGCAGGCGGGGUGUUUGGCAUACUGGCAGGGAUCUUGUUUUCUUACGACGCCUACCUCACCUUUAUGGCUAUUAAACACCCUGAAGGUAACUGAAAUAAACGGUAAAGGAGGGAAAGAGACAGGGAAGGACAAAGAGGGACGAGCAGCAGGCCGACAGCUGGAGGACACGAGGAGCUCACGAGGACACGUGGCACUAAUGACAGCUCACACCUAGGAUGACAAACAUCAUGACUGAAUAUCAUCAUAUGCCAAAAAAAAAACCUCCUCUAAUGUAUUAUGGAAAAAUAGACUCUUCACCCAGCUCCCUCAUUACUUCACUUUACUGCGCUACUGGGUAUCUGUACCCUGUCAUUGUACCCCAUAACUGUGCUAUGUCUCACAUGUAAUGUAAAGAAAGUACAGUACUGUACUGUGUUGUUAAAGCAGUAAGCAUACUUUGCAGUGACUUCUUGCUGUUCUUUUUCAUCAUCCAUGGGUAAUCCUGACAUAUACUUGUCAUGUGGAAUAUAUUUCAGAAGUUUUUGUUGAUGAACUUUUCAGUGGAAUUAUUUAUGUGCAGUAAUCUCCAGGAAUCAAUACAGUAACCGAAUGCCUCAUUCAGGUAUUUCCAUUAACCCCGGUAAAAUAUCACUUAAGAGAAAAUAAAACUAAUGAGUUAAUCGAUAUUCCAGUUUAUCAAACCAGCAAUUAAUAUUGUACUAUUUGGUGGAACCGGGUGCUUUAACUAUUAUCUUUGCAGACAUGUAACAUUUUUUAUAUUUUACAAGGGAAAGGACAAAUACUAAUAUAAUAAGUGUGACUGAUUUGUAGGUUUAUAAUGUUGGCAAUAUGUGAUUAACGGAAAUGUGUGUGUA